AUGCCUGAAACAAGAAACUCUCUGCAAGAAGAUCUAUUUCCUCCAACUUUAGCUUCAGCGGAAAAUGAAGAAGCAGAUAAAUUCCGUAAAAGGCUCACAUUUGGGCUGGGAGUGUCGGAGAUAUUUUGCGGCCUCAUGCUGGGCGUAUUUGGAUUGCUUUUAAUGAACAUGGAAGCAGCUAUGGCAUCUUUAGCAGGAGGUGUUUGGGCAGGUGGAGUAGCCAUAGCAACUGGUCUGUCAGCUGUAUGUUUGACAAAAUGUUCAAGAAAAUCCAUAUAUGCCUUCAUCUUUCUGUGUUUGUCUGUAACCAGCGUAAUAACCGGCAGCCUUGCUACAGUUUUUGUGGCCAUUGGUCUGGCCCACGAUGCACAGUGGCCAGCUGGAUAUUACAUUGACAGUGACGGAAGAAGGGUUCUGUUUGCAGGGGACAUAGCUACAAGAGCACCUCUACUAGCUGUUGCAGCAGUCACUCUAACCUCUGCAAUAGCGGACUGCGCAUUGGCAGUUACGUGUUGCAUUGUUGCAGCACAACAAGCAUGCCAGUGCUAUGUGUGGUCUGACGACGACGAUGCCGUAGAUCCUGAUUCCAAAGUUCGCCACGACAGAUUAGUGACUUGGCUAGGUCAGCAAGCUUUAAUGGAUUUCAUGAUGGCCAGUGGUAAAGUACCUGAAAACUUGGGAUCGCAACAACAAAUCAAUAAUCAUACUUCGUUGAACUCGCAGACUGUAAAAUGA
This is a messenger RNA of Uloborus diversus, 735 nucleotides long. RefSeq lists its product as uncharacterized. Lineage: Eukaryota; Metazoa; Arthropoda; Arachnida; Araneae; Uloboridae. The transcript has a single exon. Bases 1 to 735 code for a protein of 244 amino acids. The record is from RefSeq and is a predicted model, not a curated record.